GCUCCAUAAAAUUUGCUGCUGUUCCUUUAAGGAUCUUCGGUAUUUUCCGGAAUUGCUCGGUACUACGCGGUCGUCGACGAGCCCUUUCACUGCGUCUCCAUCGCCGAGCGGACUACCCCACAGCUCCCAUCCGAGACAGAGCACAGAUUGACGGAUCUGUGACCGCUCAGUGCCGGCGUGUGAAGCUCCAGCUCUGCACAAAUGCAAGCGAUCAAAUGCGUGGUGGUGGGCGAUGGAGCUGUGGGUAAGACUUGUCUGCUCAUCAGCUACACCACCAAUGCCUUCCCCGGAGAGUACAUCCCCACAGUCUUUGACAACUACUCUGCCAAUGUUAUGGUCGAUGGGAAACCGGUAAAUCUGGGCCUUUGGGACACAGCGGGACAGGAGGACUACGACAGGCUGAGACCUUUGUCCUAUCCCCAGACGGAUGUGUUCUUGAUAUGCUUCUCCCUGGUCAGCCCGGCCUCCUUUGAGCACGUCCGUGCUAAGUGGUACCCUGAAGUGCGGCACCACUGCCCCAAUACUCCCAUCAUCCUGGUGGGCACUAAGCUGGACCUGAGGGACGACAAGGACACCAUUGAGCGUCUGCGGGACAAGAAGCUCUCCCCCAUUACCUACCCCCAGGGCCUGGCCAUGGCUCGUGAGAUAGGAGCAGUGAAGUACCUGGAGUGCUCUGCCCUGACCCAGCGAGGCCUAAAGACCGUGUUUGAUGAGGCCAUCCGAGCCGUGCUCUGUCCUCCGCCUGUCAAGAAGAGGGGCAAGAGGUGCACUCUUUUUUAGACUCCGCCCACAUCACCUGGAUGCCACUGCUGGUGCUCUGAGAAUAUGAAAAAGUGAGUGAGAGUGCACUGCUCAGACUGCUUUCUUUAUAUCAAUGUUUUUCCAAGUGAUACUAGCAACAAGACCAUUAUUAUUGAGUCCAAUUUUUUACCAUGGCAAUAUGAAUAUGUCCAUAGAUUCUGUUUGAAAGACUGUCUACAUGCUAGGUACUGUAGAACAUGAGUGUGGCAGGACGGCUACAAGGUUUUCCUGGAACAUGCAGCUCUGAACCAGUGUGUGGGACACGUUGAGAUCACAAAGCAUGUUGUAUACACUGGCAUGAACACUCCGAGGUCGUGCGCUUUUUCCCACAGCGAGCUUUGUCUUCUCUGCACUCAUAAGUGUGGUUCAUUUUAGAGCAGUACCCUUCAUUUCAGUCUGACAGCAACAGAAAGGGUCAUAUCCCAUCCAGAGCAGGGCCAGGGUGUGUUUAAUGCCUGUAGGUCAGUCUGGAGGUUUAUAGUGAGUUUGUAUCCGCUAUUUCAGGUUACUGCCUUCUGUUCUUGUUCAACGUAACACAGACUUGACUUCAACUUGGGCUGUUACAUAUUCUAAAUUCACACAUGCAUCUCUUUGUCAGUAAUUUUUUGACUUGAUUGAAGCAAGCAGUUGAAGCCAAUCAGAUGCACUGAGGCUGUUGAUACUGUGAAGGUACAAAGGAAGGCAGACUGAACUGGAGUGUACCACCAUCUCCAAAUUCACUCUCUCCUGUCUGGAAUGAAGUAUUAGUAAAUGACCAUGAGUAUUUCUUGCAGCCUUUGCGGUCAAUGUCAUACGAAGCCUUGUUUUAUCGUGGCCUUGAGUCAGAACUAUAGGUGAGAGCUUACAGUGCUGUAUGUGUCAAAUAAAUAUUGUUUGCAAUGUACCACAAGGUAUAGUGGAGAUGCGGGGUACUUAGAGAGUUGCUAAUAUUUAAUACAAUAGAAAGAUUAGAUUCUGUGCCAUGUUCAUAAGUACUUUCCACAUGUGUAGUGUACACUGUAUAAAAUUUCUGUCAAACACAUUGUCAUCCUCUCCUUCUCCUACUUCUGUUAAAAUUUGGAUAUUCUUCAAAAAGUUCAGGCAAGCCACACUUAAGUGACCCAUGUUGGGGCCAAAAAGGAAGAAUGCAGUAAGAUAUGCUACAAUUAUUUCUCAUAAUGGUGGCUUAUUUUUUGUAAGUUUUUGUCUUUUGUAGUUGACACUGUUAAUGGCAGAAUUUGUUGGUGUUGAUUUUCUUUUUGCCAAGAUAUGCCAAACCUAUGCAUCUGUUAUGACAUGGUGUGGCUACCCUCACAUUACGACACAUCUAGAAUAGCCAGAACCAACCUUAACUAAACUAUAAACUAAAAUAAUAAAGGAGUGUUGAUCACAUAGCUGCAUACAAUCUUCGUAGUUCUUAAGUAGUAGUACUCUGAAUGAAACAGCUGGUUAAGGAUUGGAGAGCAGUAAAGACUAAUAAGAGUAAUAAAUUAGUGCACUCUGUAGACUUUUUCUAGGCAAGUAGCACUAAUGUUAUCUCUGCAUUGAAGUAGUGAAGGUGCAGGCUUUAAACAAGGCUAUGACAUAAUAGAUUAUGAAUCAGAUUAAUAUAUUUUGCAAAAAACACAACUCCGCAAAGAUAAGACCUCAUUCUUUAGUGCAUGUGCGUGUUUUGUUCAGGCCUUGGUGUGAUUUCCUUUGCAUCGAGUCUGUCACAUUUUGGUACCAUUCAAUUUUAUUUUCCAACACGCUAAAUGCCACCCAAAGAGAAAGAGGUUAUAUACAGCUUAGAAACAAUGAAUGCAUUAUCUAUCUUGAUUCACAUGUACCUGUGCAUUUGAACUUAUGACUCUAAAUCUACUGGAAUCAUAGGCUUUAGUCUCCCCUGAUGAAGUGAGAAAGGAGUCAGUUUGUGCAAGUGGCCCUUUAGCAAAUGCAUUUGUGUUUUUUGGCUGGAGUAAGCGCCCCCAUGUGGCGAGGCGCUGUUCGGCCCUCACUUUAUUUGGGUUGCAAUCUUGCAUAGCACCAGUGUGGUAAACUGAUAUCUGUGGUCUUGCCUAGCUAUAAUUUAAAAUGUAGCUGAGAAACAGCAAAAAAUGUGAUUUACUAUUGCAUGGAAAGUGUCUGGUAUUGAGCUGCUGUAACUCUUAGGAGUGGUACGAAAUGCAUUGGCCAUGUACUUAUGUAAUGUAAGAUGACUUGUUCAAACUGUUUGUCUUAUUUUUUAAUGACUUAACGUCUGUGUGGUGACAUAUUUCAAUUUUGUAUACUAAAUGUAUGGAGAACGUG
Periophthalmus magnuspinnatus is the source of this 3069-nucleotide messenger RNA. RefSeq names its product Rac family small GTPase 3b (gene rac3b). Gene Ontology annotation, molecular function: protein kinase binding; GTP binding; GTPase activity. Gene Ontology annotation, cellular component: cell cortex; plasma membrane; cell projection. The record is from RefSeq and is a predicted model, not a curated record. Lineage: Eukaryota; Metazoa; Chordata; Actinopteri; Gobiiformes; Gobiidae. Gene Ontology annotation, biological process: regulation of actin cytoskeleton organization; cortical cytoskeleton organization; establishment or maintenance of cell polarity.